AUGGCUAGUGCCAUCCCAACUGUGGCUGCCAGGCCCUGGGCGCAACAGGCAUCCGGAACGACUUACUUUUUUACGUUUGGUAAUUCGUAUACGCAGACUGGCUUCAGCACAACGGGGGAACAACCCUCCACUUCUAAUCCCAUGGGUAACCCUGCACUAGGCACUGGUACGACAACCGGUGGUCUCAAUUGGGUGGGAUACCUGACUACUGAGCAAAAUUCGUCACUCGUGCUCAAUUACAACCUGGCCAUCGGCGGCGCCACGAUCGAUGAUUCCCUUGUCGCAUCUUACCAAGGAGAUCUUGUCAGUGAGAUCGGGAUGUUCAAUGCAACGUAUCGCAGCAAGCCCGAGUCAGCGGCGUGGACGUCCGAUGAUGCUGUUUUCGCGUUUUGGAUCGGAGUGAACGACAUUGGAAACGCCUUCUACAAAACGGACGCCGGGACUUUUAUUCCCCAGCUUAUGGACCGGCUCCGGUCGUUGGCCCAGGCGAUCAUCAGCGCAGGAGGACGCAAGUUCCUGUUUCUGAAUGUCCCUCCAACCAGCCGGAGUCCGUUCUUUAUUGAUCAAGGAAACGCAACCGUGGCGCAGCAGGCUGCAUAUCUAAAGGUGUAUAACGACCAGCUGCGGUCGAUGGUGACGGCGCUCGGCGCAAACAACACGGGUGUCACCGCCGUGCUCUACGACUCUUGGUCCUUUAUGACUGCCGUUCUGGAUAACCCUGUCCAGUACGGAUUCCAGGAUGCAACCUGCAUCAACGAGGAUGGGGUUACCUGCGUGUGGUGGAACAACUACCAUCCUUCCGCAAAGUACCAUCAACUACAGGCGGCAAAUAUGACAUCGGUGCUGGCGCCGUUGGGGGCAUGGGAGUGAUAUGCGGCGCCCAUAUAUACCAGAGACUUGGUCUAGUAGUAUUUGUUUGUAAAAAUCGAGUCACACUUAUCGGGUAUUGUCCAGAUACAGAGCACUCAGUAUUCAAGAGGCAUUAAAGGCUAUUUCGAGCUCGGGAC
Molecule: messenger RNA, 1007 nt
Organism: Aspergillus ochraceoroseus IBT 24754
Lineage: Eukaryota; Fungi; Ascomycota; Eurotiomycetes; Eurotiales; Aspergillaceae
Product: putative cellulose-binding GDSL lipase/acylhydrolase
Exons: 6
Coding region: 1-870 (289 amino acids)
Molecular function (GO): hydrolase activity, acting on ester bonds
Source: RefSeq, a predicted model, not a curated record